AUUAUUGCAUGCUGUUUGUGGCGUUGCACUGGUAUUUAGCGAGAUUUUCGAGCAAUCGUAGUGUCUUUGUAGGAACAAAAACAAUCGCUUUUUUCACGUUCCGCACGCGAAAUCCUGAUCAAUUAAUCUAAAUUCAGCUUUAAGCUAUAAUCCAAACGACUCUCCUUAGUAUCAAACACGAAUAAUGAGUGAUUGGAUGGUGAAUUGGACAGACGACGACAUUCCAGAACUGGCACCUCGGCCGGUGUUCAUAGAACAAGCCGAUUGGAAUUGGAAGUACUCGAAGGUUCUCACGAAUUUGCUUCUCUGUGGCUCCUGCUCCUUUGCCCUGUACGCGCUCCGACGUGAGAGUCUAUUGGCCCGGAGUCCCUAUAUUGCAAUGCUAAGCCAUGGAAUGAUCGGAUGCGUGAAACCCAUCCUUGACAAUUCCGUGGUGAACUAUGUCUACGAGGCUUCUAGCAAGAUGGCAAGAAUUGGGAUUCUGCCUCUCGUCUCUGCUCAAAUCGCUACUGAAGUCCUGUGCGAACCUCAUAUGGGAUUCCUCCACAUUUGCCUGUUCACGCUCCCAAUCGUGGCUCAUCCCAUACUAAGAACAUUUAACUUGUCUGACCACAUUUACGACUGUGUGGCUUUAACUGCGGAGGUUUAUCUGGGAUGCAUGGCCACGAUUGAAAACAGAAUGAGUUGGUCUUUGCUUGUAGAGGGAGAUUUCAUCAACCGCUUCUUCCUCACGAAUAUCUUCCGGAGGUCUUCUCUGCCAAGUAAAGAAUUGUACGCCUUGGGACUCGCGGUUCUGUGUUUCUUGGGCCCUCUCUUCACCCACAACAUCAAGCUAGAUGAAAUCCUCUGAAGUCUGUAGAAAUUUGUAUAAAAUGAAACAAAAUUUAUUGUAUUGAAGUUGGCUUUUUAACAUAAAAAAGAUAAAAUCAAUUGAGUGCAGUUGCAAAGAGAGAGAAGUUACAAGAAAUUACUCAUUCUUUGGUUAAAAU
Phlebotomus argentipes is the source of this 989-nucleotide messenger RNA. RefSeq lists its product as uncharacterized. The transcript has 2 exons. NCBI's taxonomy places the organism in Eukaryota, Metazoa, Arthropoda, Insecta, Diptera, Psychodidae. The record is from RefSeq and is a predicted model, not a curated record. Bases 185 to 850 code for a protein of 221 amino acids.